CUCAGCCUGAGCUUGUCGGGAGCAGCAGAGCAGAGGGAGAGCAACUCCGGCUGGGGCAGCGCUCCAAAGGUGAAAAUAAGUUUAGAGAAAAAAGUAGAUAUUUCUGAGUUGUGACUGACUUGAGAAGUCCAUCACCAAACUGUGCGGAGACAUUCUUUGAGCUUCCUCUCUUAUGUCUCUAAUGGACAAACACAAAGUGAAGCGGCAGCGUCUGGAUCGUAUAUUUGAAGUAAAAAUUUGAACACGAUCCAGGCCACAGAGGUUGCAGUGGAUAAGAAGUUUAAAAGCUUUGGUUCAAGAUUGCAGGAGGCUGCAAGAAAAGUUAAAGACAUGGAAAUGAGGAUCGAAUGACAGGCUGCUAUUUUGCCUCAGAAUACUGAAGAUUAUAAAGCAUUGAGAAAUCGAAUUCAUGACCCUGGAAAUCAAGCUCAGAUUAAGAAAUGUCAGGCAUUCGACCCCCGAUCAUGAAUGGGCCCAUGCAUCCGCGCCCUUUGGUAGCAUUGCUGGAUGGCAGGGAUUGUACAGUAGAAAUGCCUAUUCUGAAGGAUGUAGCCACAGUGGCAUUUUGUGAUGCUCAGUCUACACAAGAAAUUCAUGAAAAGGUACUAAAUGAAGCAGUGGGUGCACUGAUGUAUCACACUAUCACUUUAACACGAGAAGACCUGGAGAAAUUUAAAGCACUUCGAAUAAUUGUCCGAAUUGGCAGUGGUUUUGAUAAUAUUGACAUCAAAUCUGCUGGAGAUUUAGGGAUUGCAGUGUGUAAUGUGCCAGCUGCUUCAGUAGAAGAAACAGCAGAUUCUACCAUGUGCCACAUUCUGAACCUGUACAGGAGAACUACGUGGCUUCACCAGGCUUUGCGGGAAGGCACGAGGGUACAGAGCGUCGAACAGAUUCGGGAAGUGGCGUCUGGAGCUGCCAGGAUCAGAGGGGAAACCUUGGGCAUUAUUGGAUUAGGGCGUGUUGGGCAAGCAGUAGCACUACGUGCCAAAGCCUUUGGCUUCAGUGUCAUUUUCUAUGAUCCAUACCUCUCAGAUGGGAUGGAGCGUGCUCUGGGACUGCAGCGGGUGAGCACUUUGCAGGACCUGCUGUUCCACAGUGACUGUGUUACCCUGCACUGCAACUUGAAUGAACACAAUCAUCAUCUUAUUAACGACUUCACCAUAAAGCAGAUGAGACAAGGGGCUUUCCUGGUCAACACAGCUCGAGGUGGGUUAGUAGACGAAAAAGCACUUGCACAGGCCCUGAAGGAAGGAAGGAUACGAGGGGCAGCCUUAGAUGUACAUGAGUCAGAACCAUUCAGCUUUAGUCAGGGUCCCUUGAAGGAUGCACCAAACCUGAUCUGUACCCCACAUGCAGCCUGGUAUAGUGAACAAGCCUCGAUUGAGAUGCGGGAGGAAGCAGCGCGAGAGAUCCGAAGGGCAAUCACAGGUCGUAUUCCAGACAGUCUGAAAAACUGUGUUAACAAAGAUCAUUUGACUGCAGCUACACAUUGGGCCAGCAUGGAUCCUGGAGUUGUUCAUCCAGAGCUUAAUGGUGCUGCGUACAGCAGGUAUCCCCCAGGUGUUGUAAGUGUGGCUCCAACUGGCAUACCUACAGCAGUAGAAGGAAUAGUCCCCAAUCCAAUGUCUUUAUCACACGGCCUCCCUGCUGUAGCCCACCCGCCCCAUGCUCCUUCCCCUGGCCAAACUGUCAAACCAGAAGCUGAUAGAGACCACCCAAGCGACCAAUUGUAGCCUAAGAAAACAGCAUUCCCAACAUUGGAGAUCUCCACUUCAGCGCGUGGAAAAAAAAAAAAACAAAAAUAAACAAAAACACCCUGGAUUUUGAUUAAAGGCAAAACCAUGAACUUACAGGAGGAGACAACUAUUGUUUUAGAAACUGGUCCAAUAUACAAUAUAAAAGGAAAAGGUGGGAGACAAAAAGAAGAUUUGGAAACAUUUUUUCCUCCGUAUAAAUUGUAGUUUGUCCCUGUCCAGUGGACUGAUUCACUGUUUCUGUGUCCUAUGGGUUCUUUGUUAAGCAAGAGAAGUUAGUAGUUAAUUAUAUCAUGAAUGUACUUGUCUGUGUACAGUUUUUAGAACAUUAAAAAGGGUUUGUUUGCUUAGCUGUCGACAAGGAAAAACAUAAGGGAGGCAUUCAGCAAACCAAUUUUGAGAUUAAAAAUCCUUUCUUUUAUAUUUUAAAACAUGCCCAAAAAUGAGGCAGUUGGCAAACUUCUCAGGACAAUGAAUUUUUCCCAUUUUUCUUUCUACACCACACAGUGCAUUGUUUUUUCUACCUGCUUGUCUUAUUUUUUAGAAUAAUUUAGUAAACAAAAGAAAAACAGUUUCUCCUGAUUUUGGCAUGAAUUCCCUUAUUUCAAAAUGAAGACAACCUUGCAAAGAGAUUUUGAGGAAAAAAAGGUUUUGUAUAAACGAGCAUUGUGCUUUUUGUCACCAGUUAAAGUAUAUAUUAUUGGUGGUAUGCGAAAAAGGCACUAGACUACUGAAAAGUAGCAGCAUUUCAUUGCCUACAUUGAUUCCUUCCUGGUAAUGUGGUAGGCUAGCAAUAUUUUUGGUUAAAAUCAUGUUUGUGACUGUAACCAUUUGUAUGAAUUAUUUUAAAGAAAUAAAAAUCCCAGACAAAUA
Molecule: messenger RNA, 2627 nt
Organism: Rhea pennata
Lineage: Eukaryota; Metazoa; Chordata; Aves; Rheiformes; Rheidae
Gene: CTBP1
Product: C-terminal binding protein 1
Exons: 11
Coding region: 441-1733 (430 amino acids)
Biological process (GO): regulation of transcription by RNA polymerase II
Cellular component (GO): nucleus
Molecular function (GO): transcription coactivator activity; transcription corepressor activity; oxidoreductase activity, acting on the CH-OH group of donors, NAD or NADP as acceptor
Source: RefSeq, a predicted model, not a curated record